CUAAUUUGUCGUACAUGAUCCAAUGUCUGUGGUUUAUAUUCUCCUUGCUAGCGGUAGCACUGGGAGGAAGAAACUGCGAUCCUGGCUUUUCAAGGAUAAUUUUCCAGGUUGAUUAGCUACAGUACAUACGUACUGUAACGACUUGGCGCGAACAAGGACUGCUGGAGGAGACGAAAAUGAUGCAUCAGCAAUCCAUGAUGGUUGGAGAUAUGAUACCCGUACAUUCUGAAAUACCCGUGCAUACUGAAGAGAUGAAUAACGUUGGGUACGACAAUAGUAACUCGUAUGCUUAUGACGACUUGUUUCCGGCUUUGCCGCAUUCGCAGCCACCUGUGCAACGCAACAUCCAACAAGUCACUAAUAAACUACGUGUCGGCUCUUCGCUUCAUACUCAGGUUUUCCAUGUGCCAUAUGAAGAAAGAAAAUUGGACAAUGCUAACACUUUUGGUGAGGGCGAAUCUUUGAGAACUUGUCAAUCAAUCACCAAGGACACCGGAGCCCAUAUUGAGAUAUCUACAAGCAAGGAUGGAAGCUUGACUUUUCUGAUAACUGGAAAGCACAGCUCCGUUCUCGAUGCCAGAAGACUUAUAUUAACUCAUUUUCAGCAACAGGCAAGCAAGCAAAUAACAAUCCCGAAAGAACACCACCGUUGGAUUCUAGGUAAACAAGGACAAAAAUUGAAAGAGCUUGAGAAGGUUACUGCUACUAAGAUUAGUGUGCCCGGUAUAGCUGACAAUAAUGAGACUGUUACGAUUACUGGUACAAAAGAAGGAAUUGAAAAAGCUGAACAUGAAAUUCGUGUCUGCUCCGAGGAACAGUCGCGUAAAGCUCUUGAGCGUAUCACUGUACCGAAGAUCUAUCACCCAUUCAUCCAUGGUCCAUUUGGGGAGCGCUCUGCUGCGCUUAGUGCAGAGACCGGUGCUCGAAUUCAUAUUCCGCCAGCGUCAACUCAAAACGAUGAAAUCGUUAUUGCUGGAGAGAAAAAUGGAGUUUUAGCUGCUAAAGCACAAAUAGAGCAGAUUUAUGAAGAAAUGGCAAAAAAAUGCUCAACUGUCCGCGUCGAAGUACCUAAGUCUCAACAUAAAUAUGUGAUUGGUGCUCGAGGAAAUACGAUUCAGGAAAUUUUGAAAGAAACUGGAGUGUCCGUUGAAAUGCCCCCACCUGAUUCUCCGACUGGCACUAUAACUCUUCAUGGUCCACAUAAUAAAAUUGGUCUUGCCCUAUCUAAGGUUUGCGAAAAAGCUAACUCUGUCAAAACUGCAACUGUUGAUGCACCAACUUGGAUCCACAAAUAUAUUAUUGGAAAGAAUGGCUCUAACAUUAAAAAGAUUACCCAAGACUUUUCAAAGGUACAUGUGGAUAUAACGCAUUCUGAGGAUAAGGUUAAAAUAGAUGGACCACCAGAAGAGGUAGAACGCGCUCAAGUAGAACUGGAUGACUUUGUCAAGAAUUUGCUUGCAACACUGACAUAUGUCGAGCUUACUGUUGAUCCUAAAUUCUUUAAACAUAUUAUUGGCAAAAAUGGAACAAAUAUUAACAGACUGAAAGACGAGACUGGUGUAGUAAUAAACAUUAUUGAAAACGAAGGAAACAACGUAAUCCGUAUCGAAGGUAGCCAUCAAGGCGUCGCCGAUGCAGAGAGGGAAUUAAGAGAGAUGGUAAUGAAACUAGAGAAUGAAAGAUCCAAAGAAGUUUUUGUAGAUCAUAGAUACAUUAAAUCAUUAAUAGGAGUUAGAGGCGACAAAAUUAAAGAAAUUCGUGAGAAGUUUGAUCGUGUACUCAUAUCACUGCCAGACCAAGGUCAAAAGAGAAGUCCAAUUAAAUUAAGAGGACCCCAAGAAGACAUUGAAAAAUGUGAAAAAUACCUCCACAAAUUAAUGAAAGAGAUUGCCGAAUCAUCCUAUGUCCAGGAAGUGCCUAUUUUUAAACAAUUUCAUAAAUUUAUUAUUGGUAAAGGUGGUGCUAAUUUAAGAAAGAUUCGAGAUGAAACUCAAACUGCAAUUGAUCUUCCUGCAGAAGGAGAUGAUAGUGAUGUUAUUACUGUAAGAGGUAAACGGGAAAAUGUAGAGGAGGCCGUUAAAAGAAUACAGCAAAUCCACAACGAAAAAGCAAAUAUUGUAACCGACGAAGUUACGAUUGCGCCUAAGUACUAUAAUUCAUUAAUUGGUGCGGGCGGGAAACUCAUUCAUUCCAUUAUGGAGGAGUGUGGCGGUGUACUUAUUAAAUUUCCGGCUGCCGAUAGCGAUAGUGAUAAGGUAUUGAUUAGGGGCCCUAUAGAAGAUGUAGAGAAGGCUAAACAGCAAUUAUUGGCGCACGCAAGUGAACGUGAACUCACAUCUCACACAGCACAUGUUCGCGCUAAACCAGAGCAUCAUAAGUUCCUAAUUGGAAAGAGUGGUGCAAAUAUUAAAAAGAUUCGGGAGCAGACCGGAGCUCGUAUUGUAUUCCCGACAGAAAAAGAUGAAGACAAGGAAGCCAUUUUCAUUAUUGGACGCGAGGAGCAAGUGGAAGCAGCGCGUAAACAGCUUGAAACUGCUGUGGCUGAAAUUAGCAACGUAUCGGAAGGUGAAAUGUCUGUGGACCCUCGCCAUCACCGGCACUUCGUGGCGCGACGCGGGGAAGUGUUGCGACGCAUUGCAGACGAUUGCGGCGGUGUGCAGAUAUCCUUCCCGCGCCAAGGCGUCAGCAGCGAUCGUGUCGUUCUAAAGGGACCUAAAGAAUGCAUUGAGGCGGCUAAGAACCGUAUCAAUGAAAUAAUCGAAGAUUUAGAAGCCAAGGUUACAAUUGAAUGCAUUAUUCCUCAAAGGCAUCACCGCACGGUAAUGGGUGCUCGCGGUGCCAAGGUUAAAGACAUCACAGCUGAAUUCGAUGUGCAAAUUAAGUUCCCAGAGCGCGAUCCUACAGAAGGUGCGGAUAUACCUGUUAAAAAUGACGAAAGCUCAGAACCAAGUUUUAAUGACAUUAUCAGAAUAAUGGGCCGCCCUGAAAAUUGUGAAGCUGCUAAGAAAGCCUUGCUGGAUCAGGUGCCAGUAACAAUUGAUGUGGAAGUACCAAAUGAUUUACAUAGAUUGCUUGCUGGUCAAAAGAGAAGAGAACUGAUGCAAACCUACGAUGUUCAUAUUUUGAUGCCUCCUAAUGAAGAAAGUAGUGACAUUGUAAAGGUAACUGGAACACCAACUAAUGUUGAAAAAGCUAAAUUGGCACUUGCUGACAAAAUUAUUGAAAUGGAGAAAGAAAAAGAAGAUAGACUUUUGAGGUCUUAUGAAUUGAAAUUCAAAGUAGAUCCUGAAUAUCAUCCUUUAGUUAUUGGCAAAGGAGGUUCAGUGAUCACAAAAAUUCGCACUGAUUACGGAGUACAAAUCAACUUGCCAAAAAGAGGGGAACCAGAUGAUGACAUCAUCACUGUUCAGGGUUAUGAAGAUAAGGCAAUUCAAGCCAAAGAAGCCAUCAUGGCCAUUGUGCACCAACUUGACAAUCAAUAUCGGGAUGAAGUAGACAUCGAUCCUCGAGUUCACAGGAGGCUUAUUGGCCUCCGCGGCAAGAACAUCCGACGCAUAAUGGACGAGUACAAAGUUGAUAUUAGAUUCCCAAAACAGGGCGAUGAUAGCAUUGUUGUAAUAACAGGUGAUGAGGAUAAUGUUUUGGAUGCCAAGGACCAUCUCCUAAAUCUUGCAGAAGAAUAUUUGCAAGAUGUAGUGGAUCGAUACCAAAGGCCAGCGGCACCGUCUCUGGGUGAUUUCGGAGACGUGCUGACUGGUGAGGCCGCCGCUGCGGGCGGCGGCGGCGGCGCAGCUGGUGCCGCUGGGGCCGCUGCUGCCGGAGGUGCGCAAGCAGCAGCGACCCCCGGUUUCGUCGUGAAAGGCGGCCCGUGGGAGCAGCGCGCGCCGGACACAGCGUCCACGCACGAGUUCCCCACCAUGCCGGGCGCGCCGAGGGCAGCUGCGCCCAGCCCCGCGCCCACUGCCGCGUGGGGUCCGCGCCGCUAAGUCUUCCCAGUUCGACCACGUCCCCCGAAGUCACUUAUUCGUAUAUAGAUUAAUAAAGAGACAGCAAUUCGCUUCAAACACGUCGAAACAAAGCGAAAAUAAUGAACGAACUAUAUCAAUAUUGAAACUGUUGAAGACACAGUAACCAUGCUAUCGUGUGCUCUUUUAUUAGACACGUUAGAUACCGAGACAACGGGUGGGCUUGUGAUUAUACACAUUAUAGAUGUAUACUGUUUACAUAUACUAAAUCUCUUCAUAUUAUUGACAGAAUUAAUUUUCUUACUCAAUUAUUUUAUUAUAUCUCCGAUUUGGUAAACUUGCAAAUGGAUCAGAAACGCCAAGUAAGAUCGCAAUUAUUAUUUAGCAUUGACAAGCGAUUAAAUAAUUCAUUCCUUCACUCAAUUUAUAACAAAUUAUUUUAAAUUUGCUGUUAUCGUAUUAAUUUUCAAUUUAGAAUAAUAGUGCCGAAAUACGCCAUACGUAUGUAUAUUAAAAUCGUUAUUAUAUUGAUAAUAUAACAUUUUACAGAAAAUUACAUUUUCUGAUUUGCAUAGAUAGUACUUUUGAUACAUAUGCAUAAUUAAUUUAAAUGUAAAGGACCGAUAUAUACGCGAUAAUAUUUUGUAAUAAAAAUAAUAUUGUUUAUCAGAAACAUUUUUAAGCGAAUAGGUUAUGAGUAAAGUUUGGAAACAGAUAUGUUAUAUUUUUAGAUUGCUUCUUUUAUAUGCUAACAUGGUAGAGUAUUUUCAAAGGACUUGUUAUUCAGUUUCAUAUACUGGCCGUUGAUCAAUUGUCUUUGGAUAGCAUAUUUGCAUAUCACAUUGUUAAUUAAUUACUUAACAAGUCUGACUAUGAAUGUGAACCAAAUUAUCACUAUCAAUUUAUACAUAAUAAACUAAUGUUAAUUUGCAUUGAAUUUCCUUCAAAAAUCGAAUGAUCAUAUCUAAAAUAUAACUGAAAGCGAAUUAUUAAUAACUAGUCAUAUAACUUAUCAGUAAGCAAAUCUAAAUUUGUGUAUGGGUUUAUUAAAUUAUUUAUUUGCAAAAUUCGUCUUAUAAUACAAAUUGAAGGAACAGCUACGUCAAACUUUUAUAUGUACAUUAAAAAUUCCAAUCUUUAAACAUAACAUAUUAUAGUUAAAAAUGUUAUGUUGUACUUAUUGGUUAAAAUAAUAAUGAAAUAAUUUUACAUAAUAAUUGUUUUGUUUUUUUCUACAUUGUUUUGUAAGUGUUGCCUAAAGCAGUGAAUAAAUCAUUACUAAUUAAUAAGACGAGAAUGAAUAUUUUUACAAAGUAAUUUGUACAUAGUGAAUUGUGUUUGAAAUAUUAAUAAAGUCUUUUACAGUA
Vanessa atalanta (red admiral) is the source of this 5332-nucleotide messenger RNA. It is a transcript of the gene Dp1, whose product is annotated as vigilin. The record is from RefSeq and is a predicted model, not a curated record. The transcript has 17 exons. The coding region runs from base 177 to 3986 and encodes 1269 amino acids. NCBI's taxonomy places the organism in Eukaryota, Metazoa, Arthropoda, Insecta, Lepidoptera, Nymphalidae. Gene Ontology annotation, cellular component: cytoplasm; nucleus. Gene Ontology annotation, molecular function: mRNA binding.